AUGCUUGAUACAGGUUUAAUUGUGGGUGGGCUCGCGAAUAUUUCCAACACGGAGACUAGCAUCAGGGCAUGGUUCAACUUCCAUGAGGAGUUCUUCUUCUUGUUCCUGCUUCCCCCAAUUAUAUUAUAUCCUUGCAGAAAGCCAUUUUUUUCUAACUUUGGUGCCAUAGUCACAUUUGCAAUUUUUGGUACAUUUGCUGCUUCUAUUGUCACCGGAAUUUUGGUAUACCUUGGUGGAGUGACAUACCUUAUCUACAAGCUUCCUUUUGUUGAGUGUCUGAUGUUUGGGGCUCUUAUCUCAGCUACUGAUCCUGUCACUGUUCUCUCAAUAUUUCAGGAGCUUGGUACAGACGUGAAUCUGUAUGCUUUGGUCUUUGGCGAGUCUGUGCUGAAUGAUGCAAUGGCAAUUUCAUUGUACAGGACAAUGUCGAUGGUGAGGAGUCAUAUGUCAUCAGGUCAAAACUUCUUCAUGGUCGUGGUCAGAUUUCUCGAGACUUUUGUUGGCUCAAUGUCAGCAGGUUUGUUGCAAGGAUCAUAUAAAAUACUUAUUAUCUUUCUGCUCAAUAUGCUGUACAGUCUUCAAAACUUGGAGUGCUGCCUCUUUGUUCUCUUCCCAUAUUUCUCAUACAUGCUAGCAGAAGGAGUUGGUCUCUCUGGUAUUGUGUCCAUCUUAUUCACUGGAAUAGUUAUGAAGCACUACUCUUUCUCAAACUUGUCAGACAGUUCUCAGAAGUUUGUAUCUGCAUUUUUCCAUCUGAUCUCAUCCUUGGCGGAGACUUUUGUAUUUAUUUACAUGGGAUUUGACAUUGCAAUGGAACAACACAGCUGGUCUCAUAUUGGAUUUAUCUUCUUCUCAAUUGUAUCCUCGAGUUCUGCAAAUGUUUUCUCGUGCGCGUAUUUGGUGAAUUUGUUUAGACCUGCGCAUAGGAAAAUACCGAUGAAGCAUCAGAAAGCACUUUGGUACAGUGGGCUCCGAGGGGCUAUGGCUUUUGCGCUUGCCUUGCAGUCGGUUCAUGAUCUUCCUGAAGGGCAUGGUCAGACAAUUUUCACUGCCACUACUGCAAUAGUUGUUUUGACAGUCUUGCUGAUUGGAGGAUCAACUGGAACCAUGCUGGAAGCUUUACAAGUUGUUGGUGAUGGAGUUGAUAGCCCAUUGGGCGAAAGCCUCGACUCAAGCAAUAGCUACAGAGCUCCUACUUAUGAGGGUGAAUCAUCAUCAUCAGGGAAUCGUUUUAAGAUGAGGCUUAAGGAGUUGCGCAAGAGCACUGCAUCUUUUACAGAACUGGACAAGAAUUAUCUCACCCCGUUUUUUACAACUCAAAAUGGCGAUGACGACGAGCAAGACGCCCUUUUUGGCGAUUCCAGGAGAGAAGGUUAUCAUUGA
Molecule: messenger RNA, 1383 nt
Organism: Striga hermonthica
Lineage: Eukaryota; Viridiplantae; Streptophyta; Magnoliopsida; Lamiales; Orobanchaceae
Source: the annotation of a GenBank genome assembly